AUGGAUCCUUUGGCUGCCAGUGGCUCCUUCUGGGUGCCCAAUUGCUUCAGUGCCGGCAUGCUGUUUCAGAAGGACGAGAAGUUCUUUUUGUCGACGGGAAAGACACCGGGGAUGUUGUAUGCUGUGCAUCUGGUGGAGCUGCCGUGGAACUUUUCCGGGAAGCUCCCGGCACAGCAGCAGGACGAGAAAUGCAUGCCGGCAAAUGGUGCAGCUGCUUCGAUCGACGCUGUUUUGGGAGCUGGUCAAAUGACGAAGGCUCUGACCCUCGAUGUGGGCAGGCUCGAGACCGGCAUUGGUUGGCAACCGUUUGAUUUGUUCGUGAAGUGCAGUCGAAACAAUCAAAGACCAUCAAAGGUGCAGCUGUUUGAUUACACAGUGCAUUUGGCGACAAAGCCGGUCGAAGACAAGUGUGGUUGUGGGUUUCUGAUUCGAAGAGGGGUCAAAAGCUUCAGCCUCGUGGCCUACUUGGUCCACACCUCGGAGAUCCUGCAGAUGCACAGUGCCACGAUCAGCGACCUCCUUUUCGAAGCCGACAUCCGGCUGCCAAAGAACACAAGCAAAGCACUUAAGAUCAGACGGGUUCUUGAGAUGGAUUCGGUGAAAAAUCAUGUUUCGCAGAGCACCAUCGACAACAUCAAGCUGAUCUUGGACCAGCAAGAGGAGAAGCGGAAAAAAAGCAAGGACCAGAAGCCGGAGACCGAGCACAACGACGAGGAGGACAUCGUGUGGGAAGAGCUGGAGACAGAUCCGGCGGCAGUGGCUUGCCGAGAGCUUCUGGGCAGGCUCGAUGACGACGAGGCUGAAGAAGCGGAGAUGGAAAACCCCGCUGUGCAAGCAUCGCCGGCCCCUGAUGGUGCACCGGCAGCAGCAUCAUCGGCAUCCAGGGAAUCCCGGGCACUUCUGAGCGAGACAACGACAAUCCCUGCAGAGCUUCUGGCUCGAUUUCCAUUGCCAUCAGGCUGCACAAUGUAUCGCAUAAUCCAUCGGGAUUCCACCCUCCCACACUUUCAGGGCAAACUCUUGGCAAAUGCCAGUUUCGAAGGGAAGUUCAGCUCUGCCGCCAGCUACAACCCAGCUGUUCAGCGCGAUCUUUUGGACGAAUCGAAGAAGACAUUGAAGUCCGUCGUUGCAAGCAAACGAUCCGAGUUUCAGGCCUUUUACAUGGUCUGGCAAUGGCUGGACCGAGCCGCGAAAAGCGACCGUUCCAAACGUCGAAGGCUUUUUUGA
Messenger RNA from Symbiodinium sp. CCMP2456, 1227 nucleotides. The record is from the annotation of a GenBank genome assembly. NCBI's taxonomy places the organism in Eukaryota, Dinophyceae, Suessiales, Symbiodiniaceae.